Molecule: messenger RNA, 2091 nt
Organism: Amphibalanus amphitrite
Lineage: Eukaryota; Metazoa; Arthropoda; Thecostraca; Balanomorpha; Balanidae
Exons: 2
Coding region: 595-975 (126 amino acids)
Source: RefSeq, a predicted model, not a curated record
GCCUCCACGAACUAACUCGAGGGCGUCGGAGGCGUGCAGCACGGCUCGCAAAGGGCGGUUGUUCGCGCCGACAGUGCCGUCUGGUGUGAGUUGCGCCUACAAGGCUGUCUGAGUUGAAGGGAACCAGCCGCGCCGACAGGGCUGUGUGGAGCGAGCCACUCGCUAAAGAUAGGGCUAUCUGCAGGGAGCCGGCCGUUCUGACAAGGUUUGUCUGUUGUGGACCAGCCGCUCCGACAGUGCCGUCUAAAGUGAGACGUGCGUGUCGACAGUGCCGGCGUCUGAAGUGAGAAGUGAGUUUACCGCUGACCCACUGUGCUGUCGGGUGAGAACUGCGUCGACAGUGCCGUCUGAAGUGAGAAGUGAGUUUACCGCUAGCCCACUGUGCUGUCUGGUGAGAACUGCGUGGACACUGGACAGUGCUGUCUGAAGUGAGUCAGCAGCUCAGUGCUUUGCGCGAGCCACCUGUGCUCAGCUGUGACGGUGAUAAAGUGAUACAGCAAAGAGUAUUCUUCAAAAUCCUUGGGGAGUGAUUCAAAGCAGCCGGUUUGGUUUUGUGUUGAGAUAAGCUGUUUUCUUUGCGAGUUCUCUGAAACGAUGUGGAAGAAAUUGACUACGGUGAUUCUGGUGCUGGUCCUGGCGCUGGUCUGCGGCGUGGGGUCAGUGAGCUCAGCCACAGUCCGGAGUCACCCUCGCCGGGCGCGACAGGUCUCCUCUGGUAGUGGUGAUGCCGUCCUGUCUGAAGGUACCGGCACCACGCUGCUGAUACGUCCGACUCUGCUCCAGCUGCCCCCAUCGCCGGCUGAUCAGUCCGAGUCAGAGGCCAGCCAGGGGCCCGAGUCAGCGGUCAGCGAGGGGCCCGGGUCAGCUGCCACCCAGGGACCCGGCAGUCAGCAGAGUCAGGGUAGUCCCGGGGAGGCCUUCAGCGGUUUUAACGGAGUGACGAUCCUUAUCCGGCCGACGUUAAUCCAGCUGUGACCCUGGCGAGAUUGUGCGGCGAACACUUUGUGGGAACCAACAGCCGAUGAAGGCCAGAUGUCGGCUCUUCAGGGGCUCAGAAGUCAAUGAACUUUGUCUGCAUUCCUUCGCUAUGUUGCAUUAAUGUAGCGCUUCAUGCAUAUUUGAUCCAGUUUUAUACAAAUUGGGUUAUGAAUACGAUCAUUUUCUGUAGUUCUGGUCGGUCUCAUAAAUAUGCAACAUCUUUUACAAGAUUCCGAAUGAUAAUGUAUUUAAACUGUCUGACUCCUUGCAGUUUGGUUGAAGCGUAGGUAAGCGUGUCAUUUGAUAUCAAAAUUUAUUUUCUGCUGGAAUGAAGGCACACACUUCUCAUGAUUAUGUCAAGCAGGCUCUGAAUCCUAAUUCCCGAGCAGAUUAAACAACUGCAGAUCGAUUUCGUUGUUAAACUGAUUCCUCAUAGGUACGCCUGGUACAGUGAGAUUAUUUUAUUGGAAACGUGCUUUCCUAGCAAUGCAUGCAAGUUGUGCAAACUUCCGAUUGACUGUUCGGGGUUGCAUUGCUUGCUACGUAUGUGCUGCGCAGGGCCUCGGGAUUUGAUAUUCAUUCAGUGUUGUGUGCCUAACGGCAGUCGGCGCCGUCACUUCAUUCAGAGUCGGAGUGUCAUGUUCGGAAUAUGCGCCGUCGUCACUCGCUCUGAUGACUCCAGUGUGCCCGUCAUCGCUCACCCAUGAAUAGUUAAUACCCGAGUGGAGGGGUCGAUGCCCGCGUGGCGUGAUGUCCUUGUAUAUUAAACACGGACAGCGAUGCGUCAGAUUAUUAUGCCUGAUGGUGCAUUGAAGAUUUCCCUAUGACGAGUCUCGCGUGCUUUUUAACGAUAGAACAGUAUGUCCCCCUUUGAUAUCUCUCUGUCUCAUUUAUCUUGUAACCGCUGAUUUUUUUGUGCGCUGUUCUUUCUCCUAUCCCACGUCGAUUUGAUUCUACAUAUACCUGCUUACCUAAGGCUCUGCUGUAAGGCUGUUUCAUGAUGGGCAUUACCUCUUUGCGCUGGUUGUUUCUUGAUGGGCAUUACCAGUUUGCGCUGGUGUUUGAACGAAUGUUCUUGAAUAUAUAAAUAGCAUCAACAGUCACUGUCUGGAU